UUGUAACGUUUUGACAUCUCAAUACUGUUUGUUUUCCCCGACUUAAAAGCCUCUCGGUUGUCACCAAACCAUUAAGAGUGGGAAAUCUGUUCUAGUUAAACUUCGACGAAUUGGUCUUCCUACCUAUAUAUGUAGAUAUUAUAUUUAAUUAAUUUAAUUCACGAUGUUACUGGAGCACCCAGGAUCCAGCGCACAGACAGCGGCAGGGUUUCCACGGUACGCGUCCAGUCAAGAGAUCCCCGUGUGCGCCGGCUGUAACCAACACAUCGUGGAUCGCUUUAUUCUGAAAGUGCUCGACCGGCAUUGGCACAGCAAGUGUUUGAAAUGCAGCGACUGUCAAACCCCUCUGUCGGACAAGUGCUUCAGCAGGGGCGAGAGCGUCUACUGCAAGGAGGACUUCUUCAAGAGGUUUGGGACUAAAUGCGCCGCCUGCCAGCAGGGUAUCCCCCCGACUCAAGUGGUAAGAAGAGCCCAGGACUUCGUCUACCACCUGCACUGCUUCGCGUGUAUCGUCUGCAAACGGCAGCUCGCCACGGGAGAUGAGUACUACCUGAUGGAGGACAGCCGGCUCGUGUGCAAGACGGACUACGAGACUGCCAAGCAGAGAGAGGCAGAUUCCACCGCGAAACGACCCCGGACUACCAUCACGGCUAAACAGCUCGAAACACUGAAAAACGCCUACAAUAACUCACCUAAACCAGCCAGACACGUCCGAGAGCAACUGUCGUCUGAAACCGGCUUGGACAUGCGAGUAGUGCAGGUGUGGUUCCAGAAUAGAAGAGCGAAGGAAAAGAGGUUAAAAAAAGAUGCCGGGAGACAGAGAUGGGGCCAGUACUUCCGCAACAUGAAACGGUCCAGGGGCAGCUCCAAAUCGGACAAGGACAGCAUACAGGAAGAGGGGGUGGACAGCGAUGCCGAAGUCUCCUUCACAGAUGAACCUUCCAUGUCAGACAUGAGCCACUCCAAUGGAAUUUACAGUGGACUUAGUGAGGCCUCACCAGCCAUUGCAAGGCAAGCUGGGAGUCACGGCAGCUUCACCCUGGAGCACAGUGUAAUCCCAAGCCAGGAUCAGUAUCAUGACAUCCGGUCCAGCAGUCCAUACGGUGUGCCUCAGUCUCCCGGGGCUCUUCAAGCAAUGCCUGGUCACCAGCCUCUUAUCUCCAGUCUGGUCUAUCCAGACUCGGGACUCGCCAUCAUGGCCCAGGGUGCACAGGGCAUGAGCCAGGCAAUGCGAGUGUUAGGUGGCAAUGGACCCAGUUCAGACCUGUCCAGUGGCAGCAGCGGGGGCUACCCUGAUUUUCCAGCCAGCCCCGCCUCCUGGCUGGAUGAAGUGGAUCACGCCCAGUUUUGACGACGGCGCCCAUCCUCAGUGAAAGUUCAUUUGUCCCUUUCUUGGGCGACUGGAGCUUCUCAUCCGAGGGGAGAAGGAUGGAGGACAACACAAAGCCAUGAAUCAAAGUGUGGCGGUUUCUCAAAUUGUUUGAUCCCACCUUCAAUACUAGCAGGAUCUUCAUAGAGGAGUCUGCAAGCGAGAUUUCCAAAUGUUCAUUUUGAUUAAUCUUCUCUGUGAGAAAACAUCAUUUCAGCAUGGAAAAAAAAAGCAAAAGAAGCAAAAAAAGGAACGGACAAUCCAAUGACCGACGUUUUUUUCCCAGAUGGAAACUAAGCUGGAAAUCAUCUUGUUGUGUGGCAUAUGAAUGUCAUCUUGUCAUUCUGAAAACGAUUUCCAGAAGCUUAUUGAACCCUAAAGCCUACCACAGGGGUGAGGCGCCAUUUCAUUUCUGCCAUCCACGGACAAUGGCGCAAACUCUUUGGUAUCCAGGCAGCCAGCCGGUUCUCGUUUAGUCGACAUUGAUCUCCCAAGAAUUUCGGUUUUCUGAAUGUUGCCAAAAGUGUACAGAAACGGAGUUCUUUGUUUCCGGAGGGUUUUGUUUUAUUUUAUUUUAUUUUUUUUUCCUUCUUAACGACAAAGGCCCAUUGGAGGCGUCUUAAACGGAACACAAACUCAAACUUUGUACGAUAAAAGGCACACUUCUUCUGAUGGGUUUGCGCUCCUCUUUGUCGGUGGUUAUUCUAUGCAUUUGUGUGUCUUCACAUGUAUCUUGUAUGACCUGUUUUCCUAUCACACCUGGCUGAGGUGACCCCAGGAUGGUGCAAGUGUUUGUUUC
Molecule: messenger RNA, 2168 nt
Organism: Polypterus senegalus (gray bichir)
Lineage: Eukaryota; Metazoa; Chordata; Cladistia; Polypteriformes; Polypteridae
Gene: lhx3
Product: LIM homeobox 3
Exons: 6
Coding region: 164-1351 (395 amino acids)
Biological process (GO): neuron differentiation; regulation of transcription by RNA polymerase II
Cellular component (GO): nucleus
Molecular function (GO): RNA polymerase II transcription regulatory region sequence-specific DNA binding; DNA-binding transcription factor activity, RNA polymerase II-specific
Source: RefSeq, a predicted model, not a curated record